GAGCUGCAACAAUCUAUAGCUUUCCUGGUCAAUGCAUCUUGGGUCGGGUCAAAUGGCAUCUUCGUGGGGACGUCGACAUGCUGGGCUCAAGGGUAUUUCGUCUCCGUUGGUGACUUGGCAGCCAGUUGCUUCAUUUCCGCGAUCGCAGUAUACACAUAUCUCACAGUCAUAAGAGGGUAUAAACCACCACAAUGGGUGUUGUAUCUUACCAUCGCAUGUCUAUGGACCUUUGUCUACGCAAUGGCUCUAAUGGGGAUCCUGAUUACUGAUAACGGACGAGGCACUGGGGGUCUCUGCGUUAGAGCUGUCGCCUGGUGUUGGGUAAACGUCGAAUACCGAAAUAUUCGAUUGUGGCUACACUACUUCUGGAUCUUCCUAUCUCUAACAUUAACUAGCUGCCUCUAUAUCCUGAUAUUCUUCUCCUUACAGCAGAGGAGGAUAGCGUCCCGCAACAGCUACGCCUCAUGCUCCGUAAAGUACGAUGCGAGGACGUCCCCGGUUAGUGGCACUCAACCAGGUUUUCUGAUAUAUCCCAUCAUAUAUGUCCUAUGCACCAUACCCCUGGCCAUGGGCCGCGUCUUAACCAUGGCGGGAAGAGACCUGGGUGUGGGCUACUUCUGCUUCGCUGGGUCGAUGAUGGCGUCGAACGGCUGGUUGGACGUCCUCCUGUUCUCGUAUACCCGAAGCCCGAUUAUCUUCGCCGCUUCGCCGGACUCUGUAGACACCGGGCUGGAUAAAUUCAUAUUCAUGAGGACGCCGCACGAGAGAAGUUACGGGAACAUAAUUUGGGUUCAAGGUCCUUCGGGGAGUAAUAAGAAC
Molecule: messenger RNA, 819 nt
Organism: Truncatella angustata
Lineage: Eukaryota; Fungi; Ascomycota; Sordariomycetes; Amphisphaeriales; Sporocadaceae
Exons: 2
Biological process (GO): adenylate cyclase-activating G protein-coupled receptor signaling pathway
Cellular component (GO): plasma membrane
Molecular function (GO): G protein-coupled receptor activity
Source: RefSeq, a predicted model, not a curated record